ACCUCGCAUGUUCAGACAAGCUCGCUCGCUCUUUACUCGCCGCCCAAUGCCUCAGUACAACGGUCCUACGCUCCCUACCGCCCAGGCGGCUCAGCUCGCCUCGUCGUCGAGCGAGGAGACCGCCUACUUCGCCAACGGCUGCUUCUGGGGGACCGAGCACAUGUACCGCAAGACGUUCAAGGACAAGCUCAACGACGUCAAGGUCGGCUACACCGGUGGCGAGGCAGAGAACCCCAACUACCGCCAGGUCUGCUCGGGCUCGACUAACCACGCCGAGGCCAUCAAGGUCCUGUUUGACCCGGCCAAGAUCUCGUACGCCGAGCUGGCCGAGUUCCACUUCCGUAUGCACGACCCGACCCAGGUGAACCGCCAGGGCCCCGACACGGGCACGCAGUACCGCUCGGCCAUCUUCACGACCACGGACGCCCAGGUCGAGAUCGCCAAGAAGGUGCGCGACGAGGUGCAGAAGGCGCACUACCCGGCCCAGAAGAUCGCGACGACGAUCGAGCCGGUUGCCAAGUGGUGGGACGCAGAGGACUACCACCAGGAGUACCUCGACAACAACCCCGGCGGCUACGAGUGCCCUUCUCACCUGCUCCACUGGUAGACACGCCGCAUCAACGCGUUCAUGUUGUACCGAGUCUGCAAGCGCAAAGUAUUUCUCUCUUUCU
This is a messenger RNA of Rhodotorula graminis WP1, 671 nucleotides long. RefSeq lists its product as uncharacterized. Lineage: Eukaryota; Fungi; Basidiomycota; Microbotryomycetes; Sporidiobolales; Sporidiobolaceae. Bases 47 to 607 code for a protein of 186 amino acids. Gene Ontology annotation, molecular function: peptide-methionine (S)-S-oxide reductase activity. The record is from RefSeq and is a predicted model, not a curated record. The transcript has 8 exons.